Vanessa atalanta (red admiral) is the source of this 605-nucleotide messenger RNA. RefSeq names its product shematrin-like protein 1. Lineage: Eukaryota; Metazoa; Arthropoda; Insecta; Lepidoptera; Nymphalidae. The record is from RefSeq and is a predicted model, not a curated record. The transcript has 20 exons. The coding region runs from base 9 to 512 and encodes 167 amino acids.
CAGCAAACAUGAAAGUUCUGUUCGUCCUUGCCUUCUGUUUGGCCGUGGCUUCGGCUACACCUGCAAAACAACUAAAUGUAGGACCCCUGAGAGUUUCAUACUCCCCGAAUGCCGAGAGAACUUAUUAUGGACAAUCCUACGACCUAGGCACCCUCGGCUUCAGAUACUACGCGCCAUAUUAUUACGAUACGCCGUACUAUGGUUAUGGUGGCUACAAUAAUUACUACACUAACGACCGUUACUACAAGGGUCCGUACUAUGGCGACAAGACGCCCUACUAUGGUGCCAAUACCUACUAUGGUGACAAGACCCAGUAUUAUGGUGACAAGACACCCUACUACUACGGUGACAAGACCUAUUAUGGCGACAAGACACCCUACUACUACGACAAGACUCCCUACUACGGUGACAAGACUUACUAUGGCGACAAGACCGAUUUGACAUACAAGCAGGGACACAGAAACAGUGGACCCUUGAGACAGCAAGACGACGAAGCUGAAUACCAACGUUAAAUGAUCACCGCACUACGACUACCGUAUUUCUUCAGACCGUAUGAUCAUGUGAUGUCAAAUAUUCUUGCUAAUAAAUAGCAGUAUUUCAAAAUA